Messenger RNA from Suillus clintonianus, 2465 nucleotides. RefSeq lists its product as uncharacterized. The record is from RefSeq and is a predicted model, not a curated record. The transcript has 9 exons. Lineage: Eukaryota; Fungi; Basidiomycota; Agaricomycetes; Boletales; Suillaceae. Gene Ontology annotation, molecular function: protein binding. Bases 255 to 2318 code for a protein of 687 amino acids.
GCGACUGCGUCCAAUUUCUCUUUCGUUCCCCUUAAACUUCUUUUGGUUUCUUUUUUCUUUUACAGUAUUUUUUGUCUUCUUUCGGGGCCGGCCCACAUUUGAUAGUUAGUUUAUUGCUUUUCAUUCCCUUCUUGUUCCGUUGCCCCCUCCAGGUACUUUGUUGCUGCGCUUUUCUGUGCUCUGUUUCAAAGCAUUUGUUCGCGUCUGGAACGCCUCCCGUACCUCCACAUCAUCCUUAAUCGCUAGGAAUAACUAUGGCCACAUCCUUGAAAGCAGAGUUGGACACUUGGGCAGCAGCUUUGAAGGCCUAUGAUGAGCAGGAUUUCGAGAAGGCCCUGGAUUCAUUUUCGCGUAUUGCAGAUUCCUCUAAAAUCCUCACGAACAUGGGGCUAAUCUACGCCACGAUCGGUGAGCAUGAGGCUGCAGUCGAGCAGUUCAUGGCUGCUACAACCCUUGAUCCGUUCCUUGCUAUUGCCUACUUUCAAUGCGGGGUCUCUAACUUUUUACUGAGCCGAUACGAUGUCGCUCUCCAAAACUUUGAUGAUGCGCUGCUUUAUCUUCGUGGGAACCAAGCCAUUAAUUAUGAACAAAUCGGCCUCAAGUUCAAACUAUUUUCCCCUGAAGUGCUUUUCAAUAAAGGCCUUUCUCAUAUUUAUCUUGGCUACCCGGCUGAGGGGCUAGCUGAGAUGGAGGACGCGCGCAAUCAGAAGGUGACCGAUGAGCACAACGUGAUUGACGAUGCCCUUAGAGAUCGUGGAGAGGGAUAUACGGUCUUUAGCAUUCCUGUGGGCGUGCUGUACCGCCCCUCGGAGAAUAAGCUCAAAAAUUCCAAGAGCAAAGACUAUCUUGGGAAAGCGAGACUUGUUGCAGCAUCAGACGCCACUGAUGCGUUCACUGAAUUCACUGGCGUCAAGAAACUCAAGGAGGAGCGUGAGAAAGCAAGAGAAAGAGAUCAAGAAAAAGAUCAAGAAAGGGACGACGAUGGGUUGAGGAGAAGUGCAACCGUUCCCGCGUUACGUGCUGAUCCCAUCGGCCGGCCUAACAUCGAGCGCUCUAAAACAACGACUGCGGGUCUAAGGCCCACUACUCCCGCCUUCCCGUCUGGUGCUAAUGUACCUCCCCUGCCCCCCACGUCAGGUUUGUCGAGGAGCAACACUGCCGCACCUUCGCGCAUCAACGUUUCCACCCUCACUUCUAGUCGCCAACCAUCCGAUUCUGCUGAACCACCUGCACGGUCACCUACAUCACCUUUGUCGAGGAACAACUCCAUGGCACCUUCGCGCAGCAACACGACCAUAGCAUCUAUUCGUCCCACAACCCCUUCAUCAGGUGUAGCCGUAGCUGUGUCGAGAGGACUGACUAUAAGGAAAAAAGAACCUAUGCCCAGCCAACUUGUCAAUCAACCUGGGACUCUCUUUCAGCCUCCAUUUGCGCCUCAAUCCCACCCUGAUUCAACGCAGGUGCCGAGACAAUACCAACAGCAGUUAUAUCAGAACCAGCUGCCAGCACGUAAUCAGUAUCAGCAACCUCAGCCGUACCAAGCUCAGAGUCUUCCUGACAACGGGUAUCCUGCGAUGCCAGCUAGCCUCCAGUCAAGCGUUCCCGUACCGAAGGCGCCUUUCGUGCUCCGUGCUGCCCCUCCUUCCCAAGAGGUAUCGGCUCGACAGCCAGAUUUCUUCGAUGACUACAUUGGUGCCUACACGGAAGACUAUUCAGUUUCUGCCGUGCCAGGAUCGCUACCUAACAUGGGCGUCGAUCGCGUGGCAUUGUGGCCUCAGGGAAGCGUACAGUCAAGUCCAGGGACUACGGGCUCGAACUUGAGCACUGGUUCGAUGAUUCAGCGGAUGCCCUCACGCAAUGCGAUCGCCACGCCGUAUCCGCAGGGGUCCUUGAACCCUGAGGCGCCAAUCGGAGCCAAUAUCUCCCGCGCCGGUAGUGGAAGCAUGCGCCGGAAACCAACCAGACGAGCGACGCAGAGGCGGCCGAAGACAGCGUACGAGGAGGAGGAAGAGGGGUAUGUGAGUGGGGAGUAUGACGAUCCUUAUGAAUUGUCGAAUAUCCGUGUCAAGUUGCACUACCAAGGCGAUGUGCGUGGAAUGACGCUAACGCCAGACACAUUAUUCGAAGAAUUUGUCGAGCGCGUGACGAGCAAGUUUGGCACUGCUAUGGACGGUCUGGGUCUCAAGUUCAAGGAUGAAGAUGAUGUGAAAGUGACGAUAAGAGAUGGCAGCGAUUAUGAACUUGCCAUCGAGACUGCACGAGCGAACGCCAAGGGGAGGGGUGAGGGGAAGCUGGAGAUUUGGUGCACAGAUAUGUAAGACUGACGUGCUGACUCUUGCUUGCAUAUUAUCUCUCUGUCGAUGGGUUUGGAUUAUUUUUGGAGGACGUGUGUCGUAUGCACUUAAUAUUUUACUCCUCUAUCACUGUUGUACCAAGAUCUACAAUAUUAUCUUGUUAUUUUGUUU